Messenger RNA from Paramecium octaurelia, 524 nucleotides. NCBI's taxonomy places the organism in Eukaryota, Ciliophora, Oligohymenophorea, Peniculida, Parameciidae. The record is from the annotation of a GenBank genome assembly.
CAAAGGAUAAAUAUUCUGGGAGGUCACUUUUUUUAAUUUCAAAAAUUCAAUAAAUUUAGUUUGAUUUGGAGGUCAUCAAAUUUACAAUGAUCAAGUCAUACUUGCUCGUAAAGACAAUGACACCAGGAAUAACAUUAUUUACUAAUUUUAGCAAUUGCUCCUCGAGUGAACAAGUAGUUUAAGAUUUAUGGUAAAAAUUAAGCCUAGGAGAAUGGCAAGUUGGACAGACUAAAUGGGAAUUUGUACAAUUUUAACAGAUUUUCAUCAUAAUUUUGAUUAGGGACAUACCUGUGAGUCAAUGUUAGAUUUUAGAUAAUAGGAAUCAACCAUAUAUAAAAACCAUAAAAAAGAAUUAGAAGAGUCAUAUUAUAAUUUUUAUUAAUUAAAAUAAAAUAUCUUUAAUAUUUAAAAAGCCUUAUACAAAUUUUUAUUUACUUGUAAUAUAUUUAUAACCAGAUCUAAUCUUUUUGAUUUUAUUAAAUUAAAUAACAACAAAAAAUAAUGAAAGCUCAACCAUCCAAUGA